UGUGUAAAUUAACAUAAAUAUUUAUAAAUUUCUCGCUCUUUCUCCUUUCUGUGGUCGCUGUCAACCACGGAUGGAGAAAGAGAGAGUGAGAGCAGAGAAGGGAAGUUAGCAGGGCUCUCAACCGCUCCCCCACAACCCAAUCCUCCGUCGCCUACCCUAUUCUUUCCCCUUUCUUUCCCAUUUUUUGGUUCUCUAAUUGAUUCGAAGUCUUCGGGCUUCGGAGCCAUCCAAGGCAGAGGAAUGGAUUUCGGUGAUAACGACAACAGUAACAACAAUGAGAUGUGGGAAUGGCCAGGAGAGGAGUAUAGUCUGCAAACAGAUUCACGAAAUGAUUUCUCUCACUUUCUAUGGGAUGAAGUAAACACAAAUGAAGAUGGUUUGUUUUACAUGCUUGAGGAACAAACUCCUAUUAAGGAUUGUGCAGAUUUUGGCCACCAAGUAUCUGAUAUUGGAGAUAAUACCAACAAAGAUUUGGAGGAAACUAGAGAAUCUUCACAGCUCAAGAGGAGGCGAAUGUUGCAGUUCACAAUGGAUUCUAAUGAGGCUGACAUUGCCGACGUGCAAGAUGCUGCUACUUUCUUAAAAUCUAAGGUAAGAGAGUGUUCGAUGGUGGAAGAUGGUCUUUCAGAAAGUAUACAGUGGAAUUCAGAUGAAAGGUGUGCCUUAAGCUGUGAAGGGUUGGAUCAAUCAUCAGAGGGGUGGCUGAUGGAAUGCUUAAAUGAAAACGAGAUGCGCUGUGGCCCCGAUGAAAUGAACAAUUACGUGGCCUACAAUGAACAAGUCAUUGUUUCUGAUGUUUAUACCAUCUCAUUGGUGUCUUUAGAGUGUAACAACAUUUCACCUGAGAUGGAAACUGAUGUGGUGCAAGAGACACCAGUUCCUGCUCCUUCCAGAAUUUUUAAGGGUAGGAAAUCUUACAUGAAAACUCCGACAAAGUUAACCACUUCGGUUGCCUAUCCUUUUUCCCUCAUCAAACCAUGUGGAGUUCAAGGUGAUGUAACUUUGAGUGACAUAAAUCAGCGAAUUCUUGCUCCACCACCAUCAAGACUGAAGCAUAAGAAGGAUGAGGACCCUACCAUUGCUUAUCCUACUUCGGCUUAUUCUGGGAAGCCUGUGGUUAUCAAAACAAAAAUUCGCACUGAAGGGGGAAAAGGCAGCAUUACUAUAACGAGAACCAGAGGUUGACUCAAUAAUUUCCAAGUAUUUUGUGGGUCUGGCCUCUUUCUCAUGCAUUUCGUUUUCUGUUGGUCUUGCAUGAGAGGUUCUGGCCAGGUAGUUUACAUAUGUGUUUUAUUGGAUCCUUGUUUGGUGUUGGAUCAUUUGCUCGGACUUAUUUCUUGGACAUCUUAUUUUGAGCUUAAGUUCCACAUUGCUGAGAGGAACUUGUUCUUCUUUUGUGAUGCUUUCAUUAGUUGAAGAAAAAUGUAGUGUUAAAACUUGGAUUUUCUUUACUUUUCAUUAUUGUUGUCCUA
Messenger RNA from Elaeis guineensis (African oil palm), 1472 nucleotides. RefSeq names its product protein XRI1. Gene Ontology annotation, biological process: male meiotic nuclear division; female meiotic nuclear division. Lineage: Eukaryota; Viridiplantae; Streptophyta; Magnoliopsida; Arecales; Arecaceae. The record is from RefSeq and is a predicted model, not a curated record.